UGGCGGAUCAUCAGAUCCAGUUCAGUGGGAUCGGUGACGACGAGAACAUGCAAUCCACGCUGCACACUCUUGGCACGACACGUGGCACGACACUUGAAAUGACACGUGGCACGCCUGUACCAGCUGGGUCGUAUCAUAUGUACCCCCAGGGUCGGCUGGCAAAGGACCGCAGAGCAGCUCCCGCAGAGCACAACAGUCUGAGAGUGACUGAAGACGGUGGUGAUGUUAAAGUAGCCCUGGCAUUUGACAUCCAUGAAGAAACUGUUAGGGCUUUGCACAAGCCUCUUCAACUUGUGCUUCUUCUUUUCCGACGGGCAGAUGCAGCAGAUCGAUAUCGGAAGAUAACGUCACCGGCGAUGGAGGAGGAGGAGGAGAAGGAGGAGGAGGAGGAGGAGGAGGAGGAGGAGGGGAAGGAGGAGGUUGAGGAGGCAAGGGAGGAGGAGGGGGGGGGAGAAGUUUCAAAUGCUCGGCUAUGCGGUGGGCGAUGGGUUAAGCUCAUAGAUGAUGGUCACCCAGGUCUCAUUGAGGUCAAAUGGUGUCGAAAUCGGUUUACACCGUUUCUGGUCAUAGAUCCUGAGCCAGAUGCUAAACCUCGUAGGAGGGAUGCUGAGGAAUUUAUUGAGGUGCUGUCAGUUGAUUUGGAGACUCUUCAACGGCGUUUGUACGGAGGGCAGAUGCUACCUUCUUCCAUCAUAAGCUGUUCAAUGGCAAUAAGUUAUCUUCAACAAUCUGCAUUACUGUGAUGAGAAUCAUUUUUUUUGCGGUGGGGAUUAUUCCUCGUUCACGAUGGCUUUGCAGGACCAAUUUGAAAGCAGCAGACGUGGAUGACGAACUCUGGACCUGGAAAAAGACCACCCCGGACCUGGUUGAUGGGCCACUCUGGAUCUGGAACAUGGACUGGUCUGGACCUGGAACUUGAUGGACCAUGCUCAUGACCGGGAUGAUGGACCACUCUGGACCUGGAACAUGAUGGACCACUCUGGACCUCGGUGAAGGACCACUCUGGGCCAGGAGAAUGGUCCAUUCUGGACCUGGAAAAACGAUGGACUGCACUCUGGACCUGGAACAAAAUGAGCCACUCCGGACCUGGGCCAUGAUGGACCACUCUGGACCUGGAGCGUGAUGGACCACUCUGAACCUGGAGUGUGAUGGACCACUCUGGACCUACAUUCUGGACCUGGAACAUGGGUCUGUCUGGACCUGGGGCAUGAUGGACCACUCUGGACCUGGAGCAUGAUGGACCACUCUGAACCUGGAGCAUGAUGGACCACUCUGAACCUGGAGUGUGGUGGACCACUCUGGACCUGAAGCAUGAUGGACUACAUUCUGGACCUGGAACAUGGGUCAGUCUGGACCUGAACAUGAUGGGGACCACUCUGGACCUGGAACAUGAUUGACCACUCUGCAACAGGAACAUGGGGCACUCCUUCCUCUUGGAUAUGGGUCAUGGAAAAUCUAGUCCUGCAAGUGUCGAGAUAGAUACCUAAGCAGUCACUUCCUACUUGGGACGAAUUCCUGAGGGAUCAUUCCUGACUUGAGAGAAACCGACCUAGACAAUGAUACAUACGCCAUUCCACUUUUGUCCUGGAACAGGGUCACGGAGGACCGAUCCUUCUUUACAGGUUUUGACAGCAGUGCAUGGGGUCCCAUUCCAUGUCCCUCACGAGUAGGAGAUGCCGAUUUGAAAAGGGCCCGACGUUCUCGGUCUGGCCCUUACUUCCUCAUAAUGGAGCUCGCCUACGGGCUUUACAAAGGGCUAUUAGACCUGGUUUCUAGGGUUCCCGCUAUUAGACUUAGUUUCUAGGGUUCCCGCUAUUAGACCUGGUUUCUAGGGUUCCCGCUAGUAGACCUGGUUUCUAGGGUUCCCGCUAUUAGACCUGGUUUCUA
Messenger RNA from Chara braunii, 1887 nucleotides. NCBI's taxonomy places the organism in Eukaryota, Viridiplantae, Streptophyta, Charophyceae, Charales, Characeae. The record is from the annotation of a GenBank genome assembly.